This is a messenger RNA of Asparagus officinalis (garden asparagus), 1277 nucleotides long. Its product is annotated as alcohol dehydrogenase-like 1. Gene Ontology annotation, cellular component: cytosol. Gene Ontology annotation, biological process: formaldehyde catabolic process. The coding region runs from base 13 to 1152 and encodes 379 amino acids. The record is from RefSeq and is a predicted model, not a curated record. Gene Ontology annotation, molecular function: zinc ion binding; S-(hydroxymethyl)glutathione dehydrogenase [NAD(P)+] activity. Lineage: Eukaryota; Viridiplantae; Streptophyta; Magnoliopsida; Asparagales; Asparagaceae. The transcript has 7 exons.
GACAAUCCUACAAUGGCAUCGAAAGUCCCACAAACCAUAAGGUGCAAAGCCGCAAUCUGUUGGGGCCCUGAAGAGCCAUUAACUGUGGAGGAGAUCGAGGUGGAGCCGCCUCGGUCGUCGGAGGUCAGAAUCCGAAUCCUCUGCGCAAGCUUGUGCCAUACUGAUCAGUCUUGUUGGAAGGGCUACCUUGGUCCACUGUAUCCAAGAGUCUUGGGGCAUGAAGGAGUUGGUGUCAUCGAAAGCGUGGGCGAAGGCGUCGACGGGCUCGACGAAGGGGACCUGGUAAUGCCGAGCUUCGUGGGCGAAUGCGGCGACUGCAGAAACUGCAGCUCGAACAAGACCAACCUCUGCUUCAGGUACCCGGUCGCGCUGGACGGGUUGAUGCCGGACGCAACGGCGAGGAUGUCCGUGGAAGGGAAGAAGCUCUACCACCUCUUCAGCUGCUCGACCUUCGCUGAGUACACCGUCGUCAACGUGAAUUACGUGGUCAGGGUCGACCCCAGGCUCGAACCGAGUCAUAUCAGCCUCCUGUCCUGUGGGUUCACUACUGGAUUUGGCGCGGCGUGGAAGGAGGCGGGGGUCGAUCGAGGCUCGAGCGUCGCGGUGUUUGGGCUUGGAGGCGUCGGAAUUGGGGCCGUUGCGGCAGCUAAGUUGCUAGGAGCGAGCAAGAUCAUUGGUGUAGAUUUAAACGAUAAGAGAAAAGAGAAGGCAGAGUUUUACGGAAUGACAGACUUCAUAAAUCCAAAAAAAAAUGACGGCAAGACUACUGUCGAAAUUAUAAGGGAAAUGACUGAGGGCGUUGGUGUUGAUUAUAGCAUUGAAUGCACCGGAGCUGCAGCGGUCACCAGUGAAGCGUUUGAAUCUACAGUAAUGGGAAGAGGGGUGACUGUAUUGCUUGGAGUUACCCCGGAGCAACAUGCAUCAGUAGACCGCACGGCACUUUUGUAUGGUAGAACAGUAAAGGGAGCCCUUUACGGAGGAGUAAAACUUCGAUCUGAUCUUCUUUCGAUCAUUGGAAAAUGUAUAAGUAAGGAGAUCAAACUUGAUGAGCUAAUAACACACCGAGUUGGUUUGGAUGAUAUAAAUCGUGCGUUUGAACUGAUGAAGGAUGCUGAUUGUCUCAAAGUAGUUAUCGAAAUCAGUGAUAUGUAGGCGAUUUAUGUUGUGGUACAGAUUUAUGAAGCGCAUUGACAUUGUGUAACAUGUUUGGAUUUCAAAUAAACUAUGUUUCUGUGUUUUUGUAUCUUCCUCUCUAUUAACAAAUUGCGUAAUUCUUU